Messenger RNA from Effrenium voratum, 1818 nucleotides. The record is from the annotation of a GenBank genome assembly. Lineage: Eukaryota; Dinophyceae; Suessiales; Symbiodiniaceae.
AUCAAGUCACUGCUAGUCCUCAAGAAUCGCUGGUGCCACUUGCGCCAAGAAAGCGUCGCAGACUUCGAACCGCAGCAAACACGAGCAGCCCGCGUUUUCGCCAUGUCCUUCUUGUUGGGAGUCGCGUGCCUCGUGUGUCGCGCGCUGGCUGGGGACUUCUCCACGGUGCCGGGCACGGGAUUCUUCGUGGACGGAGACGGCGUGCAGCGGCUGUUCCGCGGCGUGAACCUGGUGCGUAAGGAGCGCGGGGCUUGGCAGGUGACCCAUGAGGAGCUGAACGUGAUGCAGAAGCUGGGGCUGAACGUGGUGCGCUACGGAGUGAUUUGGUCCAAUGUGGAAGAAGCGCCCGGGGUGUACAAUGACACGUAUCUCAAAGAGGUCAGGGGCCAGAUUGAGCUCUUGUAUAGCCAUGGCAUCUACUCUUUCCUCGAGAUGCAUCAGGAUUUGCUGUCACCGUUCUUCUGUGCGGGUCAGGACGGAUCGCCAUUUUUUUACAAUACGCCGCCAAACUCCAGCGAAUAUCUGAAAGGUGGCAGCAAGGCAUAUCCCAUGCCCUUUGCGAAGCCAGAAUAUAUCGAAGGGCCUUCUGCUGAGGCUUAUGGGCCAUGGGGUCAGCCCAAGUGUGGGCGGCUAAGUCAGUGGGGGGAGAGCUAUGCGACCUAUGCCAGCUGUAGCACGUGGCAGGCCUUCUAUGACAAUGUGGACGGCGUGCAGGACAAGUUCGCAGCUGCAUGGUCAGCAGUGGCUUCGGCAGUGGCCCAGGACAACCCAGGUGUCAUGGGCAUCGAGAUCCUGAACGAGCCCUGGGUUGGAGAUAUCUAUGCUGAUCCGUUGCUGCUGGUUGGAGGCAAGGCAGACAGGCAGAAUCUAGUCCCGCUCUACGACCGGGUACAAAAGGCGCUGCGAGAAGUUGUGCCGGAAGUUCCCAUCAUGUUCGAGCCCAUCACUGGGGGCUCUAUCAUGGAUCGAGAGGUGGGGUUCACGCAAGACACGGCGCCUGGCGGGCCAGCGAUGAAGCGGAAGAAUGCCUUCACUUUUCAUCUCUACUGCCCGCUUAUUCAGUCUGACGUGCCCCUUCCUUCCUCUGGCAAGCUGAUCAAGCGAAUCGAGCUGGCUGUGUGCAAUAAGUUCGAUCAACUGAAUCUUGAUACCCGUGGCCGGCAAAGCCAGAUGCUGGGCGCCGGGUCUUUUCUCAGUGAAUAUGGAUCCAUCCCCGCCACCUCCGAGGCCACGAAUAUGAUGUCGAGGCUCCUGUCAGUGGCGGACAGCAACAUGAUGAGCUGGACCUUCUGGGAAAUGGGCAUGCUGAAGCGAGCGCCUGACUGGAUUCAGAACUCUCUUGACAGGAGCUAUCCAGCAGUUGUCCCAGGCCGUGUUGUCCGCUUCACAACCGAGAUGAACAUCACAGUAGCAGGCACGACUCUUAACUCUUUCCAUGUCGAGUUCGUGGCAUCCGAUUCCAGGGAGGCAAAGAUUCAGCUGGCUCGAUCGGCUUUCCCCUUGAGCUCUCGCCGGGUGUCUUUCAAGAUUGUUCCGGAGUCGGCGACGUUCCGCCUGAACUCCACCUCCAAUGCCAUCUUUAUUGCAUCGGCUCCAACAACCACAGUGGUGAUGGAGGCGGUGUACCAGCAUGAAGAGGUGAACUAUUUGAAGCAUUUGAACGCCAUUCAGAUUUGAAUGCGGGGAUGUGCGCAUGUGUGCGCAUGUGUGCGAAUGACCCAUCGCAGCUUGGGCCAGUUUGCUUGAAUGUCAGCCCCCGUCACGCAAGGCACUCUCGUGCGCACGUCUCUGCAAGCCAGAGAGCCCUGAGCAAAGUGC